AGGGCGCGCGCGCUCUUUUCCAAAAGUCAUUCAGUAUUGGAGGGGAGGAGUAAAUUCUCUGCAGCAGAGAUUAUUCGGCAGUAAUCUCGUGGCACAGUCCAAUUUGUGCUGUGCAGAGAUUCACUUCGACAAGGAAGAUUCAGCGAGUGUGUUUCCAGGUCAAUUGCCUAAGUGAAUUAACUCAUCAUGUCGAAGGACAAGCGGCUGUUUGACGAGAAGGAGUUCAACAAAAUCCUGCAGAAGUGCCAGGACAAGUCGUGCCAGGAACAGCAAGAUCAGAUACUCCUGCAACCAUACCAUUACAUCUCCCAAAUCCCCGGAAAGCAAAUACGAAGCAAAUUGGCACUGGCCUUCAACCAAUGGCUCAACAUUCCUCAGGAGAAACUCAACGAGAUCGGGAAGAUUGUCCAGAUGCUACAUAACAGUAGCCUUCUAUUGGAUGACAUUGAGGACAACUCGAUCCUCCGCAGAGGCGUUCCUGUGGCACAUUCGAUCUACGGUGCAGCUUCAACAAUAAACUCAGCCAACUACGCCCUGUUCUUGGCUCUGGAAAAGGUCCAGGCUCUGGGCCAUCCGGAUGCCACCAGAGUGUACACUGAGCAGUUGCUAGAGCUGCAUCGAGGUCAAGGCAUGGAGAUCUACUGGAGGGAUAAUUUCCACUGUCCCUCGGAGAGCGACUACAAGCAGAUGACGAUCAGGAAGACAGGAGGCUUGUUCAUGCUGGCCAUUCGAUUGAUGCAAUUGUUCAGCGUUAACAAGACGGACUUCACGAAGCUGACGGCUCUUCUGGGGCUAUACUUUCAGAUUCGCGAUGAUUACUGCAAUCUCAUGGAGAAGGACUAUGCGGACAACAAAAGUUACUGUGAAGAUCUCACGGAGGGCAAAUAUAGCUUUCCCAUCAUCCAUGCCAUCCAGAAUGAAGGGUCUGAUCGGCAGGUCUUUCAAAUUCUGAGGCAGAGAACGAAGAAUAAGGAAGUUAAGAGGUAUUGCGUGAGUGUUAUGGAGAAGUUGGGCAGUUUCAAUUACACAAGACGGGUGCUUGAGUCUUUGGACAGUGAGGCUCGCAUCGAAACCAUGAAGCACGGAAGCAAUCCUACAAUGGAGAAUCUCCUGAAUGAACUGCAGACGUGGAAGCAUUAAGUUCCUUCGAGAAAAAAGAGAAUUAAGAUAAAAGUUAAAGGAAAAAUAACCAGAAGAAUGUUCUUUACCUUCUUUUUUUAGAGCUCGAAUAUUAGAUGUAUUUUUUUUUAAUGAAAUGAGUUUUAUAGACUUUGCUGAAGAAUUUGUCUGUUAAUUUUAUAAAAAAAAAGAUUAGAUGUAUAUUUAAUAAGGGGUUAAUUUUAUUGCGGAUGUUGGUUUUUUUAAUUGUGUGCACGACAACAAGAGCUUCUCUUAAUAUUUACUAGUCAAUUGAGAGUAAAUAAUCAUGCAUGAAAGUUUGUGAAUCAAUUAGAGCUAACUUAGAAAAAUUGCUAAGAAAAGAUAAGCUUCUAAAAUUGCAUUUAAUUGAGGAAUUUUAUUUAUUACAUUUUGUCUUGAUAGCUCUAGCUCUAGAAAAGAAAAAUUCCUCUAAGAGGUUCCCAAUUUAUCAUAAACAAUAAUUAAAUAACAAAAAAAACCUUGUGAUCGACAAUAUCAAAUGAACAUUUCAAGUAAAUUCCUGUAGUUUUAAGAGAAAGUCAAUGAAAUGGAGUCAAAUAAAGUAUUAAGAGUUGCUGCUUUGGAGAUGUUCUUGCAUGUUUUAUCCAAUUGGGGUUUCUUCGCUUUAACAUGUGUUCUUGUGUUUACUCACAAAGAUCAUGUUCUAAGUGUUGUUCUUUUAGAUUAAAUUUCGUUCAACGAAGAGUGAAAGUUGUUUUAUGGAUUAAUUUUAGGCCUAUAUUUAUUUGCGCUGAGAAUGUUGUUGAAAUGUCUUUAACAAUAAAAUUUGUACCUUAUCAUUUUUUUUGUGAAAAACAAAAAUAUUUUGUUUAUUUUCAAAAUGAAUGUCUCAAUUGUGGUAGUAUGAUUUAUUUCAAUUCUAUUUAUGGCUAUGGAAGAUUUGGAAGGAAAACACAUGACAAUAAAUUCUUUAAAAAUUUAA
Phlebotomus papatasi is the source of this 2083-nucleotide messenger RNA. It is a transcript of the gene qm, whose product is annotated as terpene synthase. The record is from RefSeq and is a predicted model, not a curated record. NCBI's taxonomy places the organism in Eukaryota, Metazoa, Arthropoda, Insecta, Diptera, Psychodidae. Gene Ontology annotation, biological process: isoprenoid biosynthetic process. The coding region runs from base 187 to 1140 and encodes 317 amino acids. Gene Ontology annotation, molecular function: prenyltransferase activity. The transcript is spliced from 4 exons.